Messenger RNA from Macrosiphum euphorbiae (potato aphid), 2697 nucleotides. Lineage: Eukaryota; Metazoa; Arthropoda; Insecta; Hemiptera; Aphididae. The record is from the annotation of a GenBank genome assembly.
AUGGAAACCUCGGAAGUCGACACGUCCAUACUGAGUUCGUUGCACGGUAACCGGUACGAUUACUUGCGGGCAGACGACAAGGAGAGCUUUGGCGAUUCGGCUUUCCUGGCCGAGAACCUUGACAAAGAACUGCCAAAAACACUGCCCGAACUGUCUGAAAUCACGGACAGUGACACUUAUCUGCGCAACAACGAACCGUCGCAGAUGAUGACUAUUGACAGUUCAUGGAAUGAAGAUUCAACAUCAUGUUUUCCAACUUCAACAAACUCAAGUUUUCCUAUACCACUUCCAGGUCCUAGUGAUUUUGAUGAGUUCAAUAGUAUUCAAACUGUUCCCAGGGCUGAAACACCAGGAUUAGGGUUAAGCACAAUUUUUGCCGCUGAUGGUGAUUUAUCUGAUUCAACUGCUGAAAUUGGUGUUUGUGGUCUUCGAAAUCUCGGUAAUACAUGUUUUAUGAGUGCAGGCUUACAAGCUCUUUUAUCAACAGAGAGUCUUGUAUCAUAUUUUUUGAACUUUGACGAUGAUGGAUCUGAAGACACAUUGAUUGGACAAUUUUCUGAUCUUGCUAAACGUGUUUGGAAUGGACAGUACAGUGUUAUUAAUCCACAUCAGUUCAAAUAUGUGUUGGGAAAACGAUAUGCACAGUUCCGGGAUUGCAGCCAGCAUGAUUGUCAAGAAUUCUUGGCUCUUUUAUUAGACAGCCUAAAUGAUGAACUAUUGAUGCAUUUUGCCAAACACUGCAAACUAACAUCACGCAAAACUCGUAAGUCUCCAAAUCCCAGAAAAUUAUUGCCACGUGAAGUUGAUGAGUUUGUUAGUUCAUCUGAAUUUGAUUUACCUCAAACUUUAAGUGACAUUUUAACAGAAAAUAUAUCUGAGAACCAAGACUUCAUGGCACAGAAAGCGAAUAAUACAGACGCUGAUGUUCUUGUGUCACCAAAUAUUGAUGAUGGUACCAUAUCUUCAUGCGAGCCAGAGCUCCUCAAGACCAAGGUUCAAAUUAAUGAUUUGUUGAAUGGAAAAAGGGAAAUAUGUUGUGAUUCCUCAUCUGAUUCGAGACUUAUGGAUUUGAAGCGUGUGAAAUUAGAUGAUAAUAAAAUACCUAAGACAGAGCUUGUAGAAGCUGAUUCAAUAGGAUCUAAUAUUCUUGAGAAGCACGUACAACAAGAUUCCAUUAUUAAUAAAAUAUUUCAAGGACAGUUUGAAAGUUCUGUAACAUGUCUUGAAUGUAAUUAUGUGUCUGUCAUGCAUGAACCUUUCAUGUAUCUGUCUGUACCUUUACCGUAUGCUACUCAACAACAAAUAUACAUAACAUUUGUUAGUGCUACACAUAAUCCACCAAUGAAGUACCUGAUUACCGUAAACAAACAGGAUGAUAUUAAAAAGGUUAAAAGCGAGUUAGUAAAUUUGAUAGGCGAAGACAAACACCCUGACAUGUUGGUUGUAGCCGAAGUUUUUAACAGACAUAUUUCAAAAAUAUUAAGUGAUGAUCAUCAAGUGAGGAGUGUUGACUCUAAUAAUCGUGAUUUGUAUGCAUUUGAGGUGUUGGAAAUUAAUUUGGACCUUGUGAAUGGGGAUGUCGAAGAAUUAACUGAAGGAGACCCACAAAUCGAGCCAAUGGAUAUAGAUUCUGUAACAAUUGAACAAGGAGACAUUUGUACCAUAUGCUUGGAGUAUAAACCUAAUAUGGUACUCCACAAAGAUAUCAAAGAUUGCACUUGUGUGUUGUGUGAAGAAUGCAUAAAAUCGAGUUGUUUUCAUUCUAGUGGAGAUAAAGAUCAAAUGGACUGUCCCGUUUGUAGAGUAAGAAUAGAUCCUAAGGUUGAUUUAAUUCCAAUCGAACAACCUGCUGGUAGUACAAAUAAAGCUAUACGACGAUUGACUAUUCCAAUCGUGUUUAAACAAGCUGACGGAAAAAGUUUAAUUGGUCGACCAGCAUUGGUUCGUUUACCAAGUGAAGUUCCUGCUGAAGUACUUUAUGUCGAAGUUGCCAAACUUCAUCCUUACACUCAAGAUUUCUCACUAUCUUUAGUUGAUGGUCAAGGGACCAUGUGCUCUAGAUGCAUGUGGGAUGUACAUUGUGGCGGCUGUGUGAUUACCAACAAAAAUGGUGUAAUCAAGUUUCGCAGCGGUGAUACACUGGCUGUUACCUUUAUAGAUUAUGUAGAUGUUUAUUUGUUAGACACUAAAUUGCAUCCAGGAUCUACCGAACAAAUGCGAUCAAAUAAACCUCUAUCAAUAUAUGAUUGCAUUAAUGCUUUUUGCCAAAGUGAACUUUUAGAUGAUAAUAAUCCUUGGUGGUGUCCGUCCUGCAAAAAGAAUCAACGCGCCACUAAAACAUUGUCCAUUUCCAAGUAUCCUAGAUGUCUCAUUGUAUACUUAAAAAGGUUUGUUUUCCAUGAAAAUUGGGGAAUAAAACUACAAGACAGUGUAGUAUUUCCUUUGGAUGGAUUGAUAUUGGAUAUAAAAGAAGAAAUAGUAUAUGAUUUGUAUGCUUGCGUUUGCCAUACUGGAAGUACUUCUAUGGGUCACUAUACAUCUUAUACUAAACACGUGGAUACAGAUGAUUGGCACUAUUACAAUGAUGAAACAGCCAUUAAAACAACACCAGGACAAGAAGAUUAUUGUAACGCAUAUAUUUUGUUCUACAAGAAACAAGGAUUACCUGACGACGAUGCUGAUUCCUCAGGACUAUGA